UGAUUGUAAUUUCCACCACUCAUUUCUGAUAUACAAUACAAAACGAAAACUUAAAACCGCCCAUUUUUUUGGUCCACAGACCCACCUGACCUCUGUGCCUGAAAGGGCAAGGGAUCCUGCAUCCAUCUUCAGCUCUCUCUUCAGACUCUUCUCAAUCACCUUCUAGUUGUUGCUGAGGGAUUGAUGAAGUUUGAUUGAAGGAAGGGGGAAAUGUCUGCAACUGUGAAGGAUAUGAUUAUUGCAAGGUCGAGAGUGGCGUUGAAGCACAAGUAUGGAGAUCAGAGCCAGUUUGAUACUCAGAGAGGGGGCCGGUCCACGGUUCAUGUGAACCGGCUGGCCGGUCGUGCCCGGCCGGUUCGGUGUCAGGAGCUGCAGAUCAGUGCAAAUGGAUUUGGCAACUUGAAGCAGGGGAAGCAGCUGCAAGCCAUCCUGACUCCGGUUUCAGAUCCUGCACCAACUACCAAGAAGAGAGUGUUUACCUUUGGCAAGGGGAAGAGUGAAGGCAACAAGGGCAUGAAGUCCUUGUUGGGAGGUAAAGGAGCAAACUUGGCAGAAAUGGCGAGCAUUGGUUUGUCAGUGCCACCAGGGCUUACAAUAUCAACAGAAGCAUGCCAAGAGUAUCAGCUCAAUGGCAAAAAACUACCAGAUGGACUGUGGGAAGAGAUAUUGGAAGGCUUAGAGAGCGUUGAAGAGGACAUGGGGGCAUUUCUGGGUGACCCUUCAAAGCCACUCCUCCUUUCUGUCCGCUCUGGCGCCGCUAUUUCCAUGCCUGGCAUGAUGGACACCGUUCUCAACCUUGGACUGAAUGAUGAAGUGGUUGCUGGUUUGGCUGCAAAAAGUGGAGAGCGAUUCGCGUACGACUCAUACAGACGCUUUCUGGACAUGUUUGGAGAUGUUGUAAUGGGAAUUUCACAUUCAUUAUUUGAGGAGAAACUGGAAAAUUUGAAGAAUGUGAAAGGUGUCAAGCUUGAUACUGAACUUACAGCCUCCGAUCUUAAAGAGCUAGUGGAACAAUACAAGAGUGUUUAUAUUGAAGCAAGGGGGGAAAAUUUUCCUUCAGACCCAAAGAAACAAUUGCAGUUGGCUAUCAAGGCGGUUUUUGAUUCCUGGGACAGUUCGAGAGCCAUCAAGUAUCGGAGCAUUAACCAGAUAACUGGGUUAAAGGGUACAGCAGUAAACAUUCAAUGCAUGGUGUUUGGAAACAUGGGAAAUACAUCAGGGACAGGGGUCCUCUUCACUAGGAAUCCGAGCACUGGUGAAAAGAAGCUCUAUGGGGAGUUUCUGAUCAAUGCCCAGGGAGAGGAUGUAGUAGCUGGAAUAAGAACACCAGAGCACUUGGACACCAUGGAAAACUGCAUGCCUGACGCUUACAAGGAGCUUGUGGAGAACUGUGAAAUUUUAGAACGACAUUACAAGGAUAUGAUGGAUAUAGAAUUCACGGUUCAAGAUAAUAGGCUUUGGAUGCUGCAAUGCCGUUCAGGCAAGCGUACAGGAAAAUGUGCAGUGAAGAUUGCUGUAGACAUGGUUAAUGAAGGCCUUGUUGACACUCGCACUGCAAUCAAGAUGGUGGAACCACAGCAUCUCGAUCAACUCCUCCAUCCCCAGUUUGAAGAUCCAUCAGCUUACAAAGACAAAGUAGUUGCCAAGGGGUUGCCUGCAUCUCCGGGAGCUGCUGUGGGGCAGGUUGUAUUCAGUGCUGAUGAUGCUGAAGCAUGGCAUGCACAAGGAAAGAGUGCCAUCUUGGUGAGGACAGAAACAAGUCCAGAGGAUGUGGGUGGUAUGCAUGUAGCCACUGGGAUAUUGACAGCUAGAGGUGGCAUGACAUCUCAUGCAGCUGUUGUAGCCCGAGGAUGGGGAAAGUGCUGUGUUUCUGGUUGUGCUGAUAUCCGUGUUAAUGAUGCUGAGAAGGUUGUUUUGGUUGGAGACAAGGUUAUUCAUGAAGGAGAAUGGAUUUCACUCAAUGGUUCCACAGGAGAGGUGAUCUUAGGCAAACAACCACUCUCCCCUCCGGCUCUGAGUGGCGAUUUGGAGAUCUUCAUGUCUUGGGCUGACAAAAUAAGGCGUAUCAAGGUUAUGGCAAAUGCUGACACCCCAGAAGAUGCAUUCACAGCAAGAAAUAAUGGGGCCGAAGGAAUUGGACUUUGCAGGACAGAACACAUGUUCUUCGCUUCUGAUGAGAGGAUAAAAGCUGUGAGAAAGAUGAUAAUGGCUGUAACACUGGAACAGAGGAAGGCAGCAUUGGACCUGUUGUUACCUUAUCAAAGAUCAGACUUUGAGGGCAUUUUCCGAGCAAUGGAUGGUCUGCCGGUGACAAUUCGGCUGUUAGACCCUCCACUCCAUGAAUUUCUACCAGAAGGUGACUUGGAGCACAUUGUGCAUGAACUAACUGCAGACACUGGCAUGACAGAAGAUGAUGUUUACUCGAGGAUUGAGAAAUUAUCUGAAGUAAAUCCCAUGCUUGGUUUUCGAGGUUGCAGGCUAGGCAUAUCUUACCCGGAGCUAACAGAAAUGCAAGUGCGAGCUAUAUUUCAGGCUGCUGUGAACAUGAGCAACCAAGGAGUCAAGAUCUUCCCAGAGAUAAUGGUUCCCCUUAUUGGAACACCCCAGGAGCUAGGACAUCAAGUACGUUUGAUUCGCGAUGUUGCAAAGAAAGUGUUCUCAGAGAUGGGUUCCUCAUUGGGCUACAAAGUUGGGACCAUGAUUGAAAUUCCUAGAGCUGCUCUGGUUGCAGAUGAGAUUGCAAAGGAGGCAGAAUUCUUCUCCUUUGGGACCAAUGAUCUCACCCAAAUGACAUUCGGCUACAGUAGAGAUGAUGUCGGCAAAUUUCUCCCCAUAUACCUAUCUAAAGGCAUUCUCCAACAUGAUCCAUUUGAGGUACUCGAUCAGAAAGGCGUGGGUCAACUCAUCAAGCUUGCCACCGAAAAAGGCCGAGCAGCUAGGCCAAGCUUGAAGGUCGGCAUAUGCGGGGAGCAUGGCGGGGAGCCUUCUUCUGUUGCAUUCUUUGCAGAGGCUGGACUUGACUAUGUUUCUUGCUCUCCCUUCAGGGUGCCGAUUGCCAGGCUAGCUGCAGCUCAAGUUGCUGUCUGAGGAAGAAACUCCUGUGAGAUAUGAGCGUUGGCUUCAUCUGCAGCCAGCUGUAGAUAAAUAAUCAUGUUCAUAGCAAACAAAUGAUAAAUAAUUACAUUAUAGAAAUGAAAUCAAACUGCACAUAGGAUGCAAGACCAAGAACAGGAUCUCACAAUCUGUAAACGCAGAAACUUGCAGCAGUGCUGAAUAUAUAGUUUGGUUUCAUA
Molecule: messenger RNA, 3293 nt
Organism: Diospyros lotus (date-plum)
Lineage: Eukaryota; Viridiplantae; Streptophyta; Magnoliopsida; Ericales; Ebenaceae
Product: pyruvate, phosphate dikinase, chloroplastic
Exons: 21
Coding region: 211-3087 (958 amino acids)
Biological process (GO): pyruvate metabolic process; phosphorylation
Molecular function (GO): pyruvate, phosphate dikinase activity; kinase activity; ATP binding
Source: RefSeq, a predicted model, not a curated record